Glarea lozoyensis ATCC 20868 is the source of this 1731-nucleotide messenger RNA. Its product is annotated as Cytochrome P450. Bases 1 to 1731 code for a protein of 576 amino acids. The record is from RefSeq and is a predicted model, not a curated record. NCBI's taxonomy places the organism in Eukaryota, Fungi, Ascomycota, Leotiomycetes, Helotiales, Helotiaceae. The transcript has 7 exons. Gene Ontology annotation, molecular function: monooxygenase activity; oxidoreductase activity, acting on paired donors, with incorporation or reduction of molecular oxygen; iron ion binding.
AUGACCCUCUCGUCCACUUUUGACCGACGCCACGGGUGCUGGCAGGUCCAACACGGUCCCCAUCCUGCGCAUCGUUGCCGCAUCCAGGGCCCUCCCAGUGCUCUGUUCGCGUGGACGUUCCUCCCAAAAACCCGUUCGCCGGGAAUUUCUUUGAACUUUCGUCCUCGUCGUGUACACUUCACAUUUCGCGUCAAUAUGCCUUCGUUUGGCCAUCUGCACGUACACUGGACCGUCGUGGUCGCGGUGCUGCUGCUGCUGCUGCUGCUCUACGUGACCGCUGGCGUGGUGUAUCGUCUGUAUUUCAGUCCCCUGGCCAAGUUUCCGGGUCCGAGGUUGGCUGCGGCGACGUUGUGGUACGAGGCCUAUUACGAUGUGAUCAAGGGGGGUCAAUACACGUUUAAGAUUAAGGAAUUGCAUCAGAAAUAUGGUCCAAUUGUGAGAAUCAGCCCUCAUGAGCUUCAUAUUGAUGAUCCGGAUUAUUAUGAAGUACUCUCAUCGCGAACUUCUCCAAGGAACAAAUAUCAGUAUUACGUGGAUCAGUUUGGUCUUCCCGGAUCCUCCUUCAGCGCAGUAGACCACCGCCUGCAUCGUCUCCGGCGCCAACCUCUCAACCUCUUAUUCUCCAAAGCAAGCAUCAUUCGUCUCGAACCCACCAUCAACAGCAUCAUCGAGAACCUCUGCCACCGCCUCGACGAAUUCAAGAAAUCAGGUCAACCGGUUCCCAUUAGAUUAGCGUACCAAUGUCUCGCCACCGACGUUGUCACCCUCUAUUCCUUCAACAAAUCCUGGAAUUACCUGGAUGAUCCAGAUUUUGCUCCGAACUGGUGUGAGACGGUCAAGGCGACGGCCGAUAUGGGACAUACGACCAAGCAAUUUCCAUGGUUGUUUCCCGUUCUGGAGGCGUUACCUGAUAGUGCCGUAGCUGCUGUUUUCCCGGGCAUGUUGUUAUUACUUAACUGGCGAAGAAGUCUCGCAGCACACAUCCAAAAAUCCAUCGACAGCAACGCCAAAGGUGAAGACAUCGGCGGCGAACUACCCCGCAGUAUAUUCCAAUCACUACUCGAAUCUAAUAUCCCAAAAGAGGAAAAGACUCUUCUCAGGUUAACCCAGGAAGGUCAAGUUGUUGUUGGUGCUGGAGCUGAUACCACUGGAAAUGUAUUGACAAUCACGACGUUUCAUCUCUUGAGCAAUCCUGAUAUCCUGGCCAAAUUGCGAAAAGAACUCGAAGAAGCGAUGCCAAAUCAAUUCCAGCCCGCGAAACUAUCCGUCGUGGAAAAUCUCCCAUAUCUAACAGCCGUAGUCAACGAAGGUCUACGUCUCUCGUACGGUCUCUCCACCCGUCUCGCACGAAUCGCACCAAAUGAAGUCCUUCAAUACAAAGAUUGGGCUAUUCCAGCUGGUACGCCCGUAGGAAUGACCUCCGUCCUCAUGCACCACAACGAAACCAUCUUUCCAGACUCCUACACCUUCAACCCGAAUCGCUGGUUCGAUCAACCAGAUGGCGGUCGCGCGCUGGAACGAUAUCUGGUUUCUUUUGGGAAGGGGUCGAGACAGUGUAUUGGAAUGAACCUAGCAAAAGCAGAGAUCUACCUCACUCUCGCGACUCUCUUCCGGCGGUACAACAUGACCCUCCACGACACGAUCCGUUCCCGUGACAUAGAUCUGAAAUACGACGGUUUCCUCCCGCAACCAGGACCGGAGAGUCGGGGCGUGCGUGUUAUUUUCAGUUGA